UCCCCGCUGCUCUCCCUCCCCUCCCUCGGGCUGGUGGCCAAAGGACCUCCAAAGGGUCCAAACAGCACGGCGUUGUCCUUGUUCCUCCCUCCAACAGACCCAAGGGUAUCUCGGCGUGCUGGAGAGAUGCUGCUGGUCCCGGCGAUCGCAUAGCAACGUGGCGGCGGAGGAGGCUCAGCCCCAGCAUGCAGCCCUGUCACGGGCACUUCUCUGCUGAUUCACAGCCCCUGCUCCCGGCUGCUGCCCGCCUUCCCGACCUGGCAUGCUCGGAAGGUGCCCGGGGUCCUCCCCGUCCCCAUGAGCGGCGGUGCCCAUGCAGCCCCUGGUGAUGCAGGAAUGGCCCUUCGUCGUCCCGCGGUGUCCUGAGUGGCGCGUGGCUGAGCAGGCGCGGCGUGGAUCUGCUGCCCACCCGCUGUCCCAGGUUAAAGGCUCUCAGGAUGGCACAGGAGCUUCGUGUGUAACCCCCCGGGUUCCUGACAGUGCUGCUGGGCCGCAGGCCCCUCUGGAGAUGAAUCUUUGUUGGAACGAGAUCAAAAAGAAAUCUCACAGCCUUCGGGCUCGUCUGGAGGCGUUCUCCGACCACAGUGGGAAGCUGCAGGUGCCCCUCCAGGAGAUCAUCGACUGGCUGGGCCAGAAGGAUGAGGAGCUGUCGGCACAGCUGCCCCUGCGUGGCGAUGUGCUCCUGGUGCAGCAGGAGAAGGAGACGCACGCGGCUUUCAUGGAAGAGGUGAAGUCCCGGGGGCCGUACAUUUACUCUGUCUUAGAGUCAGCGCAGGCUUUCCUCUCUCAGCAUCCAUUUGAGGAACUGGAAGAGCCAACUUCAGAAAGCAAAGAUGUGUCUCCCCGGCACCGCAUCCAGAACAUCAGCCGCUUCGUCUGGAAGCAGGCGAACGUAGCCAGCGAGCUGUGGGAGAAGCUGACAGCCCGCUGCGUGGACCAGCACCGGCACAUCGAGCGGACGUUGGAGCAGCUGCUGGAGAUCAAAGGGGCCAUGGAGGAGCUCAGCACAGCGCUGGAUCAGGCUGAGAGCGUGCGUGAAACCUGGGAACCCAUCGGGGACCUCUUCAUCGAUUCCUUGCCAGAGCACAUCCAGUCGACCAAGCUCUUCAAAGAGGAGCUCUCUCCCAUGAAGGAUGGGGUGAAGGUGGUCAAUGACCUUGCACACCAGCUCGCCAUCUCCGAUGUCCACCUGUCCAUGGAGAACUCUCGCACCCUGGAGCAGAUCAACACACGUUGGAAGCAGCUGCAGGCCUCCAUCAACGAACGCCUGAAGCAGCUCCAAGAUGCCCACCGGGACUUCGGGCCGGGAUCCCAGCACUUCCUCUCCUCCUCUGUUCAGGUUCCCUGGGAGCGAGCCAUUUCCCCCAACAAAGUGCCAUACUACAUCAACCACCAGGCACAGACCACGUGCUGGGACCACCCAAAGAUGACAGAGCUGUACCAGACGCUGGCGGAUUUGAACAACAUCAAGUUCUCAGCCUAUCGGACAGCUAUGAAGCUGCGGCGGGUGCAAAAAGCCCUGCGAUUGGACAUGGUGACCUUGGCCACGGCCCUGGAAAUCUUCAACGAGCACGACCUGCAGCCCAGCGACCGCGCGAUGGACGUGGUGGAGGUCAUCCACUGCCUGACCUCCCUCUACGAGAGGCUGGAGGAGGAGCGGGGCAUCCUGGUGAACGUGCCGCUCUGCGUGGACAUGAGCCUCAACUGGCUGCUCAACGUCUUCGACAGUGGCCGCAGUGGGAAGAUGAGGGCUCUCUCCUUCAAGACGGGCAUUGCAUGUCUGUGUGGGACAGAGGUCAAGGAGAAGUUUCAGUACCUCUUCAGCCAAGUGGCAAACGCAGGCGGGCUGUGUGACCAGAGGCAUCUGGGUGUGCUGCUGCACGAGGCCAUCCAGGUGCCACGGCAGCUGGGUGAGGUGGCAGCGUUUGGGGGCAGCAACGUGGAGCCCAGCAUCCGCAGCUGCUUCCGAUUCAGCCAUGGGAAACCUGCCAUCGAGGCAGCCCAGUUUCUGGAGUGGGCCAACCUGGAGCCUCAGUCUAUGGUGUGGUUGGCCGUGCUGCACCGCGUCACCAUGGCAGAGCAGGUGAAGCACCAGACCAAGUGCUCUGUGUGCCGGCAGUGCCCCAUCAAGGGCUUCAGGUACCGCAGCCUGAAGCAGUUCAACGUGGAUAUUUGCCAGACCUGCUUCCUCACUGGGCGAGCCAGCAAGGGCAACAAGUUGCACUACCCCAUCAUGGAGUACUACACCCCGACCACCUCCAGCGAGAACAUGAGGGACUUUGCCACCACGCUGAAGAACAAGUUUCGGUCCAAGCAGUACUUCAGCAAGCACCCACAGAGGGGGUACCUGCCUGUGCAGUCCGUGCUGGAGGCUGACUUCUCUGAGACACCAGCCUCCUCCCCGAUGUUGCCUCACGCUGACACGCACUCUCGGAUUGAGCACUUUGCCAGCAGGCUUGCAGAGAUGGAAAACCAGAACUGUUCCUUCUUCAGUGACAGCCUGUCCCCUGAUGAUAGCUUGGAUGAGGACCAAUACUUGCUGCGUCACUCCAGCCCCAUCACGGACCGGGAGCCUGUGGGCAGCCAGCAGGUCCCAGGCAGCCUGCCCAUGGAUGAUAAGGGGGAGCUGGAGCGCAUCCUGGCCCACCUGGAGGAUGAAAACAGGAUCCUCCAGGGAGAGCUGAGGCGUUUGAAGUGGCAGCACGAUGAGGCAGUGGAAUCCCCAACCUUGGCUACGAGUUCCCCCGAAUUGGUGCAGGACCCACGCAACGAGGAGCUCCUGGCAGAGGCUCGGAUCCUCCGGCAGCACAAGAGCCGCCUGGAGACCCGCAUGCAGAUCCUUGAGGAUCACAACAAGCAACUGGAGUCCCAGCUGCACCGGCUGAGGGAGCUGCUGCUGCAGCCUCCAGCAGAGUCAAAUGGCAAUGGUUCAGCAGCAUCUUCCUUGGCUUCAUCUCCACAUCAGUCUGAAGGCGGCCAGGCGAGGGAUAAGGAGCACGACACCCCUGACACCGAAGCAGCAGCAGAUGAGGUGGAAGCCAAAACACAAGAAGUCAGCGUGUGCCUGGAGGACAUCAUGGAGAAGCUGCGCAGCGCCUUCCCCAACUCUCGAGGUACUCGGGUGAAAUCCCCCUCGCUGGCGUCCUACUGCUCCAUCAGAUGAGGUUUUUUCCCCUGCGGAGCCCUGCCCCGAUCCCACCCUCCCCACAUGGACCGAUUCCCCCACUGCCACAAGCACGGAGAGGAUGAGGAGGAGCCCUCCCACCUGCGAGGGCAGCACUCGGAGCCGCAAGCUGGGCAGAGGUGUUGGCUCCUUUCUGCCCUAUGGGCUCUGUGCUGCGGAUGGACAGAGUGACGGCAGCGAGGCUGCGGUGACCGCCUUCAGGAGAGGAACAGCAGCAGUAUGAGCUCUCGUGGCUGCGCAAGGAAAGCUCUUCCAGCAGGGAUGGUUUGGGGUUGGGAUGGAGGUGGGGCUGCUUUGUGACCGCCUGCUGAAUGCCCAUGCAUACAGCAAGGAGAUGCUCCUUGGUGCCAGCAUUAACACGCCACAGGGCAGUGCUGCCCCGUCCCACCCCCACCUUCUAACACCUCCUCCCUUCCCAUCUCUCUUGCAGGUAUGACCUCCCUUAUCUAACACCUCCAGAGGCUUUGCCUAACCACUGCCCAGCUGCUUCGCCCCCUCCUCUCCCCAUGCUCGUGAGCUGCAGGAGAUCUCAGGGGAACAUCGGGGCUGUGGGGUCACAGCACUGCUCGCAGAGAGGCUCAGAAGGAAGAGCUGCACGGCACACAGAGCUCAGCACCCUGCUCCUCUCUGGUUCUGCCCUUUAGGGUGAUGGGCACCAUAACGCUCCUGCAGCCACCGAGCAGCCUCCCAGGGGCUGAGCCAACUCUGUAACAGCAGCCGACUGCCGGCCUUGUGGAUGGGACUCUGAGAGGUGCUGGGUUUGUGGGGUAGGGACGAGCCCACACCAGAGCUUCAGCCCAACUAGUAGCCUUAUCUUGGGAGGAUCUUUAUAACAGAGCCUUAUCAUUUAAUUUGCAUAUAUUUCUAUAUAUUAUAUAUAUAUUCUGUACUUAAAUACUCUCACGGACUCAUGCCAUUAAACCCUAACACUGA
This is a messenger RNA of Tympanuchus pallidicinctus (lesser prairie-chicken), 4117 nucleotides long. It is a transcript of the gene DRP2, whose product is annotated as dystrophin related protein 2. The transcript is spliced from 23 exons. Gene Ontology annotation, cellular component: plasma membrane. Gene Ontology annotation, molecular function: zinc ion binding; protein binding. Lineage: Eukaryota; Metazoa; Chordata; Aves; Galliformes; Phasianidae. Bases 314 to 3163 code for a protein of 949 amino acids. The record is from RefSeq and is a predicted model, not a curated record. Gene Ontology annotation, biological process: synaptic signaling.